GCCCCGCACAUGGAGGUGUCGAAGCGGAACCGGAAGUGUUGUGCGGGUGGAGCUUCUGUGCUGCUGUUGGCGUCUCUUUGGGCGCAGCUGCCUACCCGGGACGGGGCGAGUGAGCUGCGCUUCGGGCUGCCGUGGCGAGUGGAGGAGGCGAGAUGGAGCCCGGCCGGGGUCCCGCUGCAGGAGCCCAGCUGGCCGAGCCUGCUGCUGGCCAGAGGAGGCAGGGCGGGGAGGAGGGAGUCCGGGCCCCCCCUGGGCCAGGGGCCACCCCCCGCAGCAGCAGCAGCUGGCCCCAGCGCCUCCUGGGCUUCGAGGGCGCCGAUCUCUCCAGCUGGCAUCGCUUCGUCUGCUUGCUGAACAGGCCGACGGACCCGGCUGCCCUGGGCGUCUUCCGCGGCCUCUUUGGGCUCCUGAUGGCCCUGGACAUCCCCCAGGAGCGCGGCUUGAGCUACCUGGACCACAGAUACCUGGACGGGCUGCAGGUCUGCCGCUUCCCCCUCUUCGACUUCCUGGAGCCGCUGCCCUUGGACUGGAUGUACCUCGUCUACACGGUCAUGCUGCUGGGGGCUGUGGGGAUCAUGCUGGGCUGCUGCUACCGGCUCAGCUGCCUGUUCUUCUUGCUGCCCUACUGGUACCUCUUCUUCCUGGACAAAACGGCCUGGAACAACCACUCCUACCUCUAUGGCCUGCUUGGCUUCCAGCUGCUGCUCGUCAACGCCAACCGCUACUGGUCCAUUGACGGCCUCAGGAAUCCGCAGAAGAGAAAUGCUCAUGUGCCCUUGUGGAACUACACGGUGCUGCGUACGCAGAUCUUCAUCGUCUAUUUCAUUGCGGGCAUCAAGAAGCUGGAUGCGGAUUGGGUGGAGGGCUACUCCAUGGGGACCCUGGCCAGGCACUGGCUCUUCAGCCCCUUCAGGUUGGUGCUCUCGGAGGAGAUGACCAGCCUGCUGGUGGUGCACGGCGGCGGCCUCAUGCUGGACCUGACGGCCGGCUUCCUGCUCUUCUUCGACGCCAGCCGCCCCCUCGCCCUCGUCUUUGUCUCCUACUUCCACUGCAUGAACUCCCAGCUCUUCAGCAUCGGCAUGUUCUCCUACACCAUGCUGGCCACCAGCCCCCUCUUCUGCUACCCGGACUGGCCUCGCCGCCUGGCCGCCCGGCUCCCCACCUGCCUCCAGAGGCUCCUGCCGCCCACGGAGCUGCCGCAGCCCAGCCGGGAGUGCGUCUACGGAGAGGCCGGGCGCUCGCGGCCAGGCAAGGGAGCGCGGAAGCCGGGGCUGCGGCAGAAGCUGGGGGCCCUCUUCACGGUGCUGUACGUGCUGGAGCAGUUCUUCCUGCCCUACUCCCACUUCAUCACCCAGGGCUACAACAACUGGACGAAUGGGCUGUACGGCUACUCGUGGGACAUGAUGGUCCACUCCCGCUCCCAUCAGCACGUGAAGAUCACGUACCGGGACGGUCUCACCGGAGAGCUCGGUUACCUGAACCCGGGGGUCUUCACCCAGAGUCGGCGCUGGAAGGACCACGCAGACAUGCUGAAGCAGUACGCCACCUGCCUCAGCCAGCUGCUGCGUAAUUACAACAUCUCUCAGCCAGAGAUCUACUUUGACAUCUGGGUCUCCAUCAAUGAUCGCUUCCAGCAAAGGCUCUUUGACCCACGUGUGGACAUCGUGCAGGCCGAGUGGUCGCCCUUCCAGAAGACGCCCUGGCUGAAGCCGCUUCUGGUGGACUUGUCGCCCUGGCGGGCAAAGCUGCAGGAGAUCGAGAACUCCCUGGACAACCAGACGGAGGUGGUCUUCAUUGCUGACUUCCCAGGCCUGCAUCUGGAGAACUUCGUCAGUGAGGACCUGGGCAACACCAGCCUCCAGCUGCUGAAGGGGGAGGUGGCCGUGGAGGUGGUCAGCGCCCAGAAGAAUUACACGCUGCAGGAAGGCGACAGGAUCCAGCUGCCCCCAGGCGAAUACCACAGAGUCUUCACGGUGUCGCAAGAGCCUUCCUGCUACAUGUACAUCUACGUCAACACCACCGAGGCAGCCCUGGAGCAGAACUUCACGCGGCUUCAAGAGCUGCGGGAGAAGGUUCGGAACGGGACAGAAACCGAGCCUCUCCCGCCGGAGCUGCAGCCCAUCUUGGACGGCUCCCUGGAGAACGUGACUCAGGCCGACCCGGUGGUGGAGGCUUUCCUCCGGCGGGAGCAGCGCAGGGAGGAGCUGCAGAGACGCCGCAACGCCACCCUGGCUGACCGGCUGCAGCGCUUCGCCAGCAGGAAGUACUUCAUCUUCCGGAGGAGCCUCCUGAUGACCUGGAUCUCUCUGCGGAACUUGGCGCUGGGACGCCCGUCCCUGGACCAGCUGGCGCAGGAAGUCGCCUACGCCAACAUGCAGCAGCAGGAGGACCCGCCCACUAGCCAGCCCGACCCGGCGCCGAAAGAGCUGGAGCGCUCCGAACUCUGAGCAGCCACCACUGCCUCGGGUGGGGGGCAGCUGUGGGGAGGCCCAAGGGGCACUGGGCCCAGGAAGCCCCCCCUCGCAGCAGCCGGAGGGAGGCUGGGGCAGAAGCCUCUCCCCUUCCUUCUGGGUUCUUCUGGGGGCAGCCACCCGCCUCUCACGUGGGCUUCUGUGCCUUUGGGUGCAGCUGGGCACUUCAGCCCUGUCCCAAGGAAGCUGGCACCAGAGGCAAGGAAGCAGGACCUGUCCAGCUCGUGGGUCCUAACGCUUGCCCCCUGGCGGUAGACAGUUCUGGGUGGAUUCCAGGGCUGGGGUGGGAGUUCCAAUGGCACGAGUAUUUAAUUUGGAUUAAAAUUAGAGCAUUUGCCUGAGAGUGUCCAGUGCCCAAAGCGAAACACCCGGAACCAGGCGAGCAGAUUCCCCAUCUCGGCAGGAGGGCUGCCGCCAAGCGGUGCUCUUUCAGAACCCAGCAAGACCGAGGAGGACCUGACUGCCUGGCAGGGCUUUCGGACAGAGCUCCCCCCCUUCAGAAUGGUCGGCAGCAAACGGGGGUAUUCAGCCGGCUGAAGGGGACCAGACCUCCGGUGAAAUCUGAGAGCCCUGCACAACCACCGAAUGCAGUUGUUUUGUAUACCCUUUAACGAUGGUAGUUGUUGGCUGCUUUUUAAUGGGAUCUCCAAAAGGAACGGGUGGGCUGGCCAGAAACAAGCCCAAGGCCCAGGAAUGGGGCUGCGUGAAGAGGAGGCGGCGGUGCCUCUGCGGUGGCUUUUGGGCGGGAUUCCUUCCGACUCGAGUCCCAGCCUGUUCUGGCUGCCCGGAAUGUCCGGAACGCCAGGUGCUGGCAGCCUCUCCAGCUGGGAAUCAGCAGUCCUGCCCCUUUCGCUCCUCCUGGGGAGCUGCUGGGAGGAAGGAGCCUUUUGUGGUCACAGCAGCGUCCCCCCCCCCCGGACCUUCUCCUGCCUAAGCAGUGAUUUCCCCCAGCCAAGAGUGUCCCAUCUGCUCCAGGGUGCGGAGUGGAGGCUCUCCCAAGCUCUGCUGGGGGGGGGCUACUUUUCAGCUGGAGGUGCUGGCCCUGGGCCCCUCUUGUAUGCCCAGUGUUUCCCCCUUGAGCUCUGCAGCCCUUCCCCGAAGGCACGGCCCUCCUGCUGCCUGGUCUCCCUGCACCUGGAGGAAUCUGGCAGCCUUCACCAGCCAUGCCGCAGUUUGGGGACUGGAUUGCAGCAAAGACUUUCCGCUUGGGCAGAAGCCUUUGUUUAGUCUUGAGAAGCGUGUGGCUCUCCCCAGUAGAACCGACCCCCAAAGUGUCAUUUUUUAAAAAAAAUUAAAAAUUGUAUUGUAUUUGGA
This is a messenger RNA of Hemicordylus capensis (graceful crag lizard), 3785 nucleotides long. It is a transcript of the gene GGCX, whose product is annotated as gamma-glutamyl carboxylase. Lineage: Eukaryota; Metazoa; Chordata; Lepidosauria; Squamata; Cordylidae. The transcript has 15 exons. Gene Ontology annotation, molecular function: vitamin binding; gamma-glutamyl carboxylase activity. Bases 153 to 2447 code for a protein of 764 amino acids. The record is from RefSeq and is a predicted model, not a curated record. Gene Ontology annotation, biological process: peptidyl-glutamic acid carboxylation.